AUGCCUGCUUACUUAUGUAUGCUAAUAGUCGCCAUGGCUGGCAACAUCGAAUGUCCACAAGGAGAUUUGCUGUUAAUUUCUGCUUUGCAUCCUCCAAAGCUCACAGGCCAGAGUGAUAGGAUGGUGGGAAGCGUCAGUCCUUGGUUGUCGUUUCAGGUCACAGUUGAAUUGAGUUGGAGGGUGAAAGAGCCAUCCGGCCAAUCAGAACUGCGGAUCUCGGCGAUCUACGAACACGAGGGACUUUUUAUCCCAGUCGUUCGGAUAGACCCGAAAAAACGAGCCUCACACCGACUUGCCUGUAUCAGGCCCGCUCUGUCUGUUCUGCCCGCUCCGGCCAUUCUUCCGUCCGACGUUAUGCUCUUUAUGGCUGGCCAGUCGGUCUGGAAUGCCGCCCUUGCCCCUCUUCUGAUAGGCCCAGGCCUCCCUCCGCCCAGCCAUAAAUCCCACUAUGUUAUUUGCCAUCAGCCCUGGCGCUUAUCGCUGGUGGCAAAAAGUCUCUUUCCUACACAUUCUAGACUCAGCCUUCCCUGUUCACCAAGUUGGACACAUAAAAAUCCCCCCAAAUCCCCCCCCUCUUCUUCGCCCCCGGCUACACACAUUCGUCGUCAAGCCGUAAUCCGAUGUCGCCCUCGUCUGCCACGUCAGCCGACGAGACUGUCGUCAGCACCGAACGGAACUCAAAGUCAGGACUUCUUCAAUCCCCGAGAUGAUGUUGAGGGCCCAUCUUCAGAGUCGGACGUCCGCCAGUAA
Molecule: messenger RNA, 750 nt
Organism: Protopolystoma xenopodis
Lineage: Eukaryota; Metazoa; Platyhelminthes; Monogenea; Polystomatidea; Polystomatidae
Source: the annotation of a GenBank genome assembly